Paramecium pentaurelia is the source of this 1314-nucleotide messenger RNA. The record is from the annotation of a GenBank genome assembly. Lineage: Eukaryota; Ciliophora; Oligohymenophorea; Peniculida; Parameciidae.
AUGUUUUUAAACAAUAUCUCAGACUCAGAUGAUGAUAAAUGUGCUCCAAAAGUUUGCCUAGAUACUUUAGGGUUGAGUUAGGAAAUUGAUAAAAAUGUAGAAAUUUGAUUUUAGAUAGCAAGCCAACAAAGAUCAUAACAAAAAAUACGAACUAUAAAAAGAAUUUAGGGGUUGGAGGAGCUUACUAUGAGGCUUAUGAUAUUGACCUAAACAAAUUCACUUUUGAAAAAAACAUGUUUGAUUAAGAGAAAAAAUAAUCAUGUGACUCAAUAGGAGAGGGAGUUGACGAUUUUAAAUUGUUAGAAAUUCCUCAGGGAGCUUCUUAAGAUAUCUUAGAUCCAUUGAUUUUAUCAAAACAAGUUAGUUAAUCUCAAUAGUGUUAAAGGGAUGCAAUAGAAACAAGCAAUAAUUGGGUUUUAGAAGAAAUUUAAAAAUAAUAAUAAUAUUUAGAAUAACUAGAAAAACUUGAACAAAUUGAGAAAUAGGAGUAAGAAGAAUGUCAAAUAGAAAUUUGUGAUUUUCUAGAAGCUGCAAUAUCUGAUAUGAUUCCUCUACCUCCUAUUUGCCCUUAUUCUGUAAAAAUUACUCAAAUAAAUUUGCCCGACUAAUUGUUAUCAUUUCUGAUUAAUCCGAUACCUACUGAAGGUAUGUUUUAGUGCAAGAUUGUAAGAGAUAAAUCAGGACUUAAUAGAUUUAUGCCAAAAUAUAGGAUGUAUUGGUGUCAAACCAAUUAAUUUUUGUUAGCAGCAAAAAAAUCUUUAAAUAAAAACAAAUUUAUUAUUACAUAAGAUAGUGAAUUUAAAUAAAAAGAUUAAGGAUUAUUAUUGGGGAAAGUUGAACAAAGUAAAUAAUCUAAGGCUGAUUAUUAUUUAUUUGACAAUGGAUCUAAAAAGAAAGAAUAAAAUUCUACUAAAAAGCUGAGAGUUUAAUUAGGAAGUGUAUUUUUUGAUACUAAUUAUGAGAAUAAAGGUAGACCAAGAAGGAUGGCUUUAGUGUUAAGAAAAAGUGAAAAAGAAAUUGUCUAAUUUAUUAGUCGUAAACCCCAAAUUAUAAAUACAUAAUAAUGUAAUUUUUUACUCUAUAAAUAUUAGAGUAAAAAUUAUACACUUUAGAUUUUUUUGGUAGAGUUAAAAAGGCUUCAGUCAAAAACUUUUAAUUGGUACUGAAAGGAGAAGAGAAGGAUCUUAUAUAUGUUUAAUUUGGAAAAAUUGAUAAAGAUUAAUUUCACUUGGAUUUUAUGAGUCCACUCAGUCCCUUAAUUGCUAUGUAAUUAGCACUAUGUAAUUUUAAUUUUAAAGGCAAGGCAUGAUGUGU